AUGGCUUCAGCCGAGGUAGACCAGAAGGCCUUGGGCAAUUUUGCCGCCGUGACAGGCCUGGAGAGCCCAUUCCUAUCGGCUAUGCUGUACAAGAUACUGGGCCUGUCGGUUAUGCUCUCAAACAAACUGCUUCGCGCACGGCGACUACGGCGACUGGACCCUACUCGUGAAACAAAAUCCCUGCAACUGUACUACCACAUCAUAUGGCUUUCGCGCGAAGGUCUCUUGAUUCUCGAAGAAUUUGUUCUUCCCAUGGUGGAAGGCUUCGUUGAGCUGAAGAUCCUAGUUUAUAAACUCAGAGCCUCAUUCUACCAUAUAUUCGUUCUAUUCCAUAACCAACCCGCCGUUCACUCACCGGGAAUCGGCAGCCUCUCCAGCAACGGCACUAUCUCCAACGAGACAGCAGAGCCGGAACCAUCACCACGAGAUCCGAAUUCGCGAUUAUCAUUCCGUACGAAGCAGCCCGAAGUUAUAUCCGUUCCCAGCCAGCCCACAGGGGCCUUCGACAUAUCGCAACGCACCUUGAAAGUGCCACACGGCCCCCCUGGCCUCGCGCCUGUUCAGGCACCUCGACCGUUAUCCUCAUUCCUUCUGCCUGCCAUUGACUAUACGCCUACUGCAACUGCCUGCUUCAACCACGCCGCGCUCCUAGCCGAACGGUUCCUCCCUGGCUCACACCCCUUACGCCUAUCCAUAAAGCUGGAAUACGCCGCAUACGUAUACGACUGUCUCCACGAUGCCAACGCCAGCCGCAAACUCGCCAAGCAAGCCAUUGCCGACGUUUACAACGCGCAAGAAGGCAUGGAUGACGAAAGUUUCGAAGAUGCAGCCGAAAUCGUUGGCCUCUUGGGCAAGAUGGUGAAACGCAGCGCCAAAAAGAGUAGUAAUGGAGGAAGCACGACUCGCAGUGUGACACCCAGGGCGGAAAGCUCGCGCAGCGAAGGGAACCGAACUCCAACGACUGCGAGGAAAACAUCGCCAAGGACCGCGGCGACGACGCCUAUGCCGCCGUCUCCAAAAACGCCCAAGCUUACGACGACGAACGCCGCUACAACCGUGAGAACUGGCCAGUCGCCUGCUGCGGUGCCGAAUCCGACUAUGUUGAACCCUAUCUGA
Aspergillus versicolor CBS 583.65 is the source of this 1116-nucleotide messenger RNA. It is a transcript of the gene erg27, whose product is annotated as protein erg27. Bases 1 to 1116 code for a protein of 371 amino acids. Gene Ontology annotation, biological process: signal transduction. Lineage: Eukaryota; Fungi; Ascomycota; Eurotiomycetes; Eurotiales; Aspergillaceae. The transcript has a single exon. Gene Ontology annotation, cellular component: cytoplasm. The record is from RefSeq and is a predicted model, not a curated record.